Eruca vesicaria subsp. sativa (arugula) is the source of this 2944-nucleotide messenger RNA. The record is from the annotation of a GenBank genome assembly. Lineage: Eukaryota; Viridiplantae; Streptophyta; Magnoliopsida; Brassicales; Brassicaceae.
AAAAGAUUCAAGUGCGCAGGGUAAGCUAUCCUGCGCACCCACCCACUAGCGAACUCCCGAGCAAAACGGAAUAACAACCUUUGUAUCAAAAUCCAUCCGUUAAUCUCCGUUUCUCCGAUCGAAUGAACGGCCUCGAUUUCUUCUUCUCCCCUUCUCCACCAGCCGACACAUCCACCGGAGAAGACGAUGAUUGGGGAGAGUUCGUCGACUCUUCGCCUAAACCGAACGGUUUCUCGGCAGAUCGAGACGUUACCGAUUCGACGCCGACUCGGAUCGAAUCCGGGACGAAGAGCCAGACGCAGUGGAUCACUCCUCGUGGUCCGGUGCCACUUUCCGUGUUCGGAGAGGCGGAGGAGGAGGAGGAGGAUGAUGAUUCAGGUGCGCCGGUUUUUAAAUUCUCGUUCGAUAACGGAUCUGUGAAAAGAGGUGUGAAUACGAAUCCUCCGAGUGUAGAAAUAAGUGGCGUAAUCGCGAAUCUGUAUAGAGAGAAUGAACGUAGUGAGAUCAAUGGAAAAAAUGAGAAAGAGUUAUCUCCGAGCAGGAAAAUUGGAAAUCCAGGUGUUAGUUUUGAGAGUUUUAGCUGGAAUCCGUUGAAUCUUGAUUCGGAUAGAUCUGAGAAGACGAGCGAUGCGGUGAUUUUGGAUCCAGCUUCUUCAGAUUUGAGUUUUGAGAAUAGAAAUGAUGAGGAGGAGGAUGUUGAUGAGGGUUGGGAAUUUAAAACUGCUGAGUCUAUUUUAGAUCCAAGCUCUAAGCUGGAGGAACAAGAGAAUGCUAGAAAUGGAUUUGAUUCAAGCUUGUGGAGUUCACCAAUAACUGGAAUAGGUACAAAUCUUGAGACGGGUAAACAAGAAAAUGGAGAUGAUGAUGAUGAUGAUCCUUGGGGUAAUGGUGGAUGGGAGUUUAAGUUUGCUGAGACGAAGAAGGAUUUAACAAACAAGGAAUCUAACGGUUGGGGGUUCGGGUUUGGUUUUGAACAUGGUUCUGAGGUUGAAGCAACCACUUCUUAUCGUUCGAACCCUGAGAAAGAUAUGCAUAAGGAGGAAAAUGGCUCGAUUUCAUUUCCAAGUGAUACAAAUGUGAAUCCUGGAGGAUCUUCUUGGGCUUUUAAUCAGUCAUCUUUAGAAAAGGGAAACGAGAAAGAGGAAAACGCAGUGCAGGCAGACAAGCCAAAGGGAGCCUUGCCACUGUCGUUUUUUGAGGAUGAGACAUUGGAAACCUCUGAUAAUUUGGCUCAUGAGGAUAAUCCGGUUUCAGUCUCUGAUUUCUCCGUGAGAGAGAAAACUAAGGCUCCAAGUCAAACUGUGUCCAUCAGUGACCUGAUAUCAAGUUUAUACAGUCAGGUGGAGGAGAAGAAUGCUGCAAACUUGUCAGAAACGCCUAACAUUGUAAAUGGUGAGGAUGAUUCAUGGGAGUUCCAGGGCCCCACAAAUACCAAAACAGAUUCUAGCAUAGCAGAAGAUGGUGAUGAUUUUGACAGUAGUUGGGAGUUUCAAGGUCCUUCUCUGCCCUUAAAAAACUCUGAUGUUGCGGAUGAGGUUGACGAUGAUUCCUGGGAAUUUCAAGGUCCAACACAGCCUGUGAAAGAUUAUACUUCGCGGAAAGGAGAUAAUGGUGUCUGGGAAUCUAAAGAGAGUUCAGUGGAAAAUGAAGUUGGGAAUGGGUUCUCUGUUCCAAAUGGUUUUGGAAAAUCGAAUGAAAAAACAGUAAUAACCAUAGAGCCUAAUGAUUACCGAGAUGUCUUUCAUAAGCUGAAGACUGAACUAUACUACCUUGCCCUAAGUCAUCUUGAGACUUUAAAGGAAGCUCGUGACUUGGCUGCUAAUUCUGAUGAAGUCGCUGAAACUCAAAAAUAUGACGAUGAAAUACAGGAUCUGCAAAACAUGCUGAAAAAUGAUGUUUUGAUCGGUGAGGUCAACGUAGAAAGUCUCCAAGUUAGAUCAUCUGGCACUACUGAACUUUAUAAAGUUCUCCAAGAGCCAAAGUAUCGAACAGUUGAUUCAGAAGAUCUCCUGUCAGAAAGAUUGUUAUUAGCAGAGAAGGACUGGAAAUCAACGAUUGAACUUCUCAAACACGCCACGUUGACCCUGAAGGUCCUAAACUUGGGUUCACAUGAGCAACAAACCAAAUACGCUUCAACCUGGUUGGCCAUUGCUUCGACCUGUGCUCAAGAACUGCGACAUGCUGCAUCUAUUUGGAAACAGGUGAUUCAAAAUGAUGUUCAAGAAGAAAUCUUAUCUAAACCUCAAGGGAAGCGCUAUCUUCUUUCAGUAGGAGAAAUUUACAGAGUAGUGAAUUUACUGAGAGCCUCGACGAGACUAUAUAAACCGUGGCUUUUAUUAUCUCCGACAUCAUCUAGUGUGUUGGCUGUUUUGGACGAGUGUGUGGUUUUGUGGUUAAGCUCUGGUUUAGAAGAAGCUCUGCGGAAUAAUAUCAACCGUUAUCAAGGACUUGACCGUGAUUAUUCUGCUGAUCAACUUCUAGAAUCAAUCAGAUGUAUAAACGAAGUUGACGCCUUCACACUUCACGCCUGCAUCACCUCAGAUACAUCACCUAGCUGCUCCAUCUCUGGCCUAAAUACUGAAAUAGUACAAGGACUUAAGAUGGUGGAGUGGAACGGAGAGCAUUACUUGGUGUCUCUUGCUAAUUUAUGGGCCAAUGUGAUCAGCCGCGAUUCACCUGACCUUGCCGGCCACGGUCUUUUUGCUGGGUUUUAGACAAAACGUUUCAUUACUCACGCGGCAUACAAAGCCAUGGUCACAGGAGAGCAUUUUUCUACCAAAACGUAGAUCCGUCCAUAUAUUAUUAUUUGUUUAUAAUAUUUAAGAUGGUUUGGGUCAUUUUAUUGUAUGCCUUAUAUCGAAUGGGUUUUGGUAGUAUAUCAUUAAUUGAGUAUUUCAUAAGCUUUACAGAUGAUUUGUUUUGUUCGAACAAAGCAAUAAAUUAA